CUCUUCUUCCUCUUCUUCUCCCUGUGUCUCAUUGAGAGACAGCUGUAGCCGUGAUAGUAGUUCUUCUUUUGUAAGAAUUUGCAGCUCCUGUGGUGGAGACGCUGCCACUCUGGGGAGCCAUGAGUCGUUGUGUGGUCAAAGUGAUCACCCUGACAGAGAUCCAGGUUCUACAGGUACAGAGCCAUCUGGAGAACUCCAAGUUCCACUUCCACCAGACCCAGAAUCAGCAAGGCAAGCAGUACUUGACAUUGGGCUCCAAGCUGGCCUCUUCGGCUGGGCAGGGUCAUGCAAUGCCACAUCCACACAUCCCUGGCCAGCCGCUGGCCACUGUGCCAAUGAUAAGGAAUGGGCACAUGCCCCCUGUCAGCGAUAGCAGCAACCCCAACAGCCCUGUUACCCUGCAUACCAUGGCCAAUCAUGACAGUGAGUUUCCAAUGGAUGAAGUUAUUGAUGGCCUAAUUAGCCUUGAAUCCGGUUUCGAUGAUGGAAGCUUGGAUUGCAUGGAGCCUAACAUAAUGCAAAACAAUGUGUCCCUCAGUAGCAGCAUGCUGGACGUGUAUGGGGGUGAACAAGGUAAUAACGCCCCUAAUGGUCGAAUGAGUCCCACAUCUAACCACACAAAGCUCACAGUAAAAAGGGAAUACACAGAACAUGACACAAGGAUGAUGGCUAAAGAGAGACAAAAGAAAGACAACCAUAAUUUGAUUGAAAGAAGGCGAAGAUACAACAUCAACUACAGGAUUAAGGAGCUGGGGACACUUAUACCAAAGUCAAAUGAUCCCGACAUGCGCUGGAACAAAGGCACCAUCCUGAAGGCCUCAGUGGAGUACAUAAGGUGGCUGCAGAAGGAGCAGCAGCACGCUCGGGAGCUAGAGAGUCGACAGAAAAAGCUAGAGCAAGCGAACAGGAGGCUGCAGCUGAGGAUUCAGGAACUUGAGAUCCAGGCACAAGCACAUGGCCUCCCAAACAUGGCUACAACCCUGGGAGCAAUUGAAUUAUCCUCCCACCUCCUUAAACAACAACAGCAACAGCAGCAACACUCGUCUACACAAGCCCAACAGCCCCCGCAGCUGCCUGUCUAUCAUGAGGACCUCAACAGUGACUACCUUCAGAGGAUACCUGGGGUGGCUGAUGUGCCAUCCAUCCCUGCUGCUGACAGGCCACAGGAUUGCAUCACCAGUGCAGACAGCUGCACCACGUUCUCCGACCCACUGUCCCACUUCACAGACUUCUUCAGUGUUACGCUCAAGGAGGAGCACCGGCUGGAUGAGAUCCUGAUGGAUAACCCACUCUCGCCCUUUGGCACUGACCCACUCUUGUCUGCGCCG
Messenger RNA from Monopterus albus (swamp eel), 1328 nucleotides. RefSeq names its product transcription factor EC (gene tfec). The annotation marks the transcript as partial. Lineage: Eukaryota; Metazoa; Chordata; Actinopteri; Synbranchiformes; Synbranchidae. Gene Ontology annotation, biological process: regulation of transcription by RNA polymerase II. Gene Ontology annotation, cellular component: nucleus. The record is from RefSeq and is a predicted model, not a curated record. The transcript is spliced from 8 exons. Gene Ontology annotation, molecular function: protein dimerization activity; RNA polymerase II cis-regulatory region sequence-specific DNA binding; DNA-binding transcription factor activity, RNA polymerase II-specific.